AAAAGAGAAAGAUAAGGAGGAAAAUAGUGGAGUGUAGGAGAGAGUAAAGAGACAAGUGGAUUACCCUUUCCUGGAGAAACCGUGUGCUUAAGAGUGAGGGACAAUAGCAUCUUCUCCUGUAUACGUCUUCAGCUGAGUGUGUGUGUGUAUCGUGCAGUCUGUUUUGCCAGACUUGAGCCAGGUGGAUCUCUCUGGCUGUGCUGAAGCCAUGGGGCUGGCCAGCUGGGCUGCAGGGAGAGAGGGCAAUUCAGCCGGGGCUCUUGCCUCCGUCUUCAGAGUCAUUCUGCUCUCAUUUGGGCUUUGGGAUGUCCAGACGCAAACAGUCGCCAACACCAAACCCACCUACAUCUGGCAAACAGGGCCGUGGGGAAGGUGCAUGGGCAGCGAGUGUGGUCCGGGAGGUAGUCAAAGCCGGGCAGUAUGGUGUGCCCACUCCGAGGGCUGGACCACAUUACACACCAAAUGCCUGCAGUCAGAUCAGCCCAGCAACCAGCAGAGCUGCUUCCGUGUGUGCGAUUGGCACAAAGAGCUGUAUGACUGGCAGCUAGGGGCAUGGAACCAGUGCAUGCCAGUGUCCAUGCGAAACGUGGGUGUGCCAAAGCCAGUGGUGUGUGUGCGUGGCGAGGAAGGCAUCCAGACGCGAGAGGUGGGCUGCGUGCACAAGUCAGAUGUUGUGCCUGCAGAAGAUGCCAUCUGCGAGUACUUUGAGCCCAAGCCACGUUUAGAGCAGGCCUGCCUUAUCCCCUGCCCACGCGACUGUGUGGUUUCCAAAUUUUCUCCAUGGACAUCUUGCUCCAAGAGUUGUGGGAUGGGUCUGCAGAACCGCAUACGGUCGGUUCUGGCCCCACCCCUUUUUGGUGGUUCAGCUUGCCCAAACCUCACAGAGUUCCACACCUGUCAGCCGGGACCCUGCGAGAGCCAGGAGAGCUUGUACAGUUUGAGGGUGGGCCCUUGGGGCACCUGUACCACUUCACCUGUUCGCCAGGCCCGAGAAGCCAGAGAUCCGAAAGCAGAACGGAAAGCAAAACGGGAGAGGAAGGCAAGGCAGGACCGCCAGGGCAAACGUCGCAAGAACAAAGAGAAAAAAGAGUUGAAGGAAAAUAAAGGAGAACGUGUGAGGGAAAGGGUAAAAGUGAAAGGGAAGUUGAGGGACCCAGAGACUCGGGAGCUCAUCAAAAAGAAGAGGACAAGGAAUCGUCAGAACCGGCAAGGAUUAAAGUUCUGGGACCUGCAGGUGGGCUACCAGACCCGGGAAGUGACAUGUGUUCACCGAAGUGGAAGCCCGGCAGCGCUCAGCCUUUGUUACCAGCAGAUUCUCCCAGUGACCUACCAAGCCUGUGUCAUCCCCAAGGACUGUGAAUUGUCAGAGUGGUCGGACUGGUCUACCUGCUCAAAGGAAUGCUAUGAUCUGAAUGGACGCAAGGGACAGCGCACACGCACACGCCAGGUGCAGCUGUUCCCCGUGGGUGGAGGAAUAGAGUGCCCUGAGUUGGACGAGAGCGAGCCAUGUUCACCACAGGGAGAAGGAAUUCCUCCAUGUGUAGUGUAUAAUUGGAGAAACACAGAGUGGAGCGAUUGCAGGAUAGACGUGCUCCUGAGCCAACAGGACCGUCGCCGGAGCAACCAGACUGGGCUCUGUGGAGGUGGGGUUCAAACUAGGGAGGUCUACUGCGUUCAAGCCCCAACAGAAACCUCAUCUAACCUCAGCUCCCUCAAGAACAAAGACGCCUCUCGUCCAGUGAACAGUGACCUAUGUUUGGGUGCUCCUCCUAACACCACUCAGCUCUGCCAUAUUCCCUGCCCUAUGGAAUGUGAGGUGUCUUCCUGGACCGCGUGGGGGCCCUGCACCUUUGAAAACUGCCAAGACCAGUCCACGAAGAAAGGUUUCAAACUGAGGAAAAGAAAAAUCAUGAAUGAGCCCACAGGUGGGACAGGAAAUUGCCCUCAUCUGACUGAAGCAAUUCCCUGUGAGGAGCCCAGUUGCUAUGAAUGGCUGCUACUGAAGCUGGAAGAGUGUGUGCCUGACAAUGACAAAGUAUGCGGACCAGGAACCCAAAAUCCACAAGUGCAAUGUGUCAACAGUGACGGUGAAUAUGUGGACAGACAGCUGUGUCGAGACGCCAUCCUCCCCAUGCCUGUGCUGUGUGAGGUGCCCUGCCCAAAGGAUUGUGUGCUCAGUCCCUGGACUAGCUGGUCUCUGUGCUCCAACACCUGCUCAGGGAAAAACACAGAGGGCAAGCAGACCAGAGCACGCUCCAUUCUGGCCUAUAACGCUGGAGAAGGUGGGGGUCAGUGCCCAAACAGCAGUGCCUUGCAGGAGGUGCGUAACUGUAAUGAUCAUCCCUGCACUGUGUACCACUGGCAGACGGGAUCCUGGGGUCAGUGCAUAGAGGACACCUCCAUUCCUUCUGCCAACAGCUCGCUCAGCCGCAGCGGAGCAGGAGUCAGCACUAAUGAGGCAUUCUGCUCGGUGGGGAUGCAGACACGCAAAGUCAUCUGUGUCCGGGUCAAUGUGGGCCAGGUUCCACCUAAAAAGUGUCCAGAGAGCCUGCGUCCAGAGACAGUGAGACCAUGUCUUCUGCCCUGUAAGAGAGACUGUAUCGUCACUCCGUACAGUGAUUGGACACCUUGCCUCUCCUCAUGCCAGACAGGUGGUGCCAUCAAAAAGAAGCAAUACAGGAAACGCAUCAUCAUUCAACUUCCAGCCAAUGGGGGCCAGGACUGUCCAGAAGUGCUCUCCCAGGAAAAGGAAUGCGAUGCCUCAUCUGUUUGUCCAGGUUACAGGUGGAAAACCCACAAGUGGCGUAGAUGUCAGUUGGUGCCCUGGAACAUUCGGCAGGACAGUCCUGGAGCUCAAGAGACCUGUGGACCCGGACUACAGGCUCGAGCUGUCUCUUGUAAGAAGUUGGAUGGUGGACCAACAGAUGUUUCAGCCUGUCUUAAGUUUGCUGGUCCUAUGCCUCCACUCACUCAAUCCUGUCAGCUUCCAUGUCAGGAUGACUGCCAGCUGACUAACUGGUCCAAAUUCUCCUCAUGUACUGCUGAUUGUGUAGGCGUUAGAACCAGGAAAAGGAUGCUUGUUGGUAAAAGCAAAAAGAGAGAGCAAUGUAAGAAUACUCAGAUGUACCCUCUGAGUGAGACCCAGUACUGCCCCUGCAACAAAUACAACGCCCUGCCGGUUGGGAAUUGGUCCGACUGCAUCCUGCCCGAGGGUGGCCGUUUAGAAGGUCUUUUGGGUAUGAAAGUGCAAGGUGAUAUCAAGGAGUGUGGCCAGGGCUACCGGUAUCAAGCCAUGGUGUGUUAUGACCAGGAUAACCGCCUUGUGGAGACAUCACGCUGCAACAGUCACGGUUAUAUUGAAGAAGCUUGUAUCAUCCCCUGCCCAUCUGACUGCAAACUCAGUGAAUGGUCAAACUGGUCUCGAUGCAGUAAGUCUUGUGGCAGUGGAGUCAAAGUACGAUCUAAGUGGCUUCGAGAAAAACCUUAUAAUGGUGGAAGACCCUGCCCCAAACUAGACCAUGUGAAUCAGGUGUAUGAAGUUGUCCCGUGUCUGAGUGACUGCAGUCAGUAUGUCUGGGUGGCUGAGUCAUGGAGCGUCUGGAAAGUCAGUAAUGUCGAUCUGAAGGAGAACUGCGGUGAAGGUGUACAGACGAGGAAAGUAAGAUGCAUGCAGAACACUGUUGAUGGGCCUUCAGACCCUGUUGAGGACUAUCUCUGUGAUCCAGAGGAGAUGCCUCUUGGGGCCAGAGAAAGCAAACUACCCUGUCCAGAGGACUGCGUUCUGACCGACUGGGGAUCUUGGAGUAGAUGUCCAUUGCCAUGCAAUGCAAACAGCACAAGGCAGAGGACAGCCAGUCCUAUCCGUCAGCCUGGUGAAGGAAAACAGUGUCCUCCUACAACCGCGAAGGAACCAUGCGCCAUUAACACCAACUGCUUCCAUUACUCUUAUAAUAUUACAGACUGGAGCACGUGUCAGCUGAGUGAACGAGCAGUGUGUGGGGUUGGAUUCAAGACACGCAUGUUGGACUGUGUUCGCAGUGAUGGUAAAUCUGUGGACCUCAAGUUUUGUGACGAGCUUGGUCUUGAGAAAAAAUGGCAGAUGAAUGCUUCCUGUGUGGUUGAGUGCCCCGUCAACUGCCAGCUGUCUGAUUGGUCAUCUUGGUCUGAGUGCUCUCAAACCUGUGGACUUGCAGGGAAGCUCUGGAGGAGGAGAACUGUGAUCCAGGCCUCUCAGGGAGAUGGAAGACCAUGUUCCUCACAAUUGGAACAGUGGAAACCGUGUCCUGUUAAACCUUGCUACAGCUGGAGAUAUAGCGCUUGGUCUCCUUGCAAGUCUGAGGGUGCACGUUGUGGAGAGGGUCUUCGAUUCAGGAAUGUGUCCUGCUUUGUGACUGAUGGCUCUGGGAAGGAUCAGGGCAGUAUGGUGGAUGAGGAGCUGUGUGGAGACCUGGAGCAGACAGUAGAUGGAGACAAACAGAUUAUCCUGCAAGAGUCCUGCACAGUGCCCUGCCCAGGUGAGUGUUACUUGACGGACUGGACCGCAUGGAGCCCGUGUCAGCUGAGCUGUAUCAGCGGGGAUGAUUUGGGCUUUGGUUCCGUACAGGUGCGUUCUCGUGCUGUUGUAGCUCAGGAACCCGAGAAUCUUCUGCAGUGCCCAGAACAGGAAUGGGAAGCACGGCCGUGUACAGAGGGCCAGUGUUAUGAGUACAAAUGGAUGACUGGUGCAUGGAAAGGCUCAUCUCGACAAGUCUGGUGCCAGCGCUCAGAUGGAUUAAAUGUCACAGGUGGAUGCCCAUUGACAAGUGAGCCUGUGGCAGACAGAUCAUGUGACCCGGCCUGCGACAAGCCUCGCUCAUUCUGCACUGAGGCUGGCAUAUGCGGCUGUGAAGAGGGUUAUACCGAGAUCAUGACAUCAGAUGGAGUGUUGGAUCAGUGUACAGUAAUACCAGUGCUUGAGAUCCCCACUGUGGGAGACAGCAAGACUGAUGUGAAGACGAUCAGAGCCCUCAGCCCUACCCUGCCCACCGCCAACCUGCCAGGACGCUCCGGUCGCACCUGGUUCCUGCAACCCUUCGGGCCUGAUGGCAAACUGAAGACCUGGGUGUAUGGUGUGGCAGCUGGAGCUUUUGUACUCCUUGUGUUCAUUGUAUCUAUGACUUACUUAGCCUGCAAAAAGCCAAAGAAGCCCCAAAGAAGACAGAUGAAUAACAGACUCAAGCCUCUGACUCUGGCUUACGAUGGCGACGCUGACAUGUAGCCUAAACGCAUCUGCUUGAUACCCGCCUCCCUCCACAGUUGGCUAUCGGUUAAAAGCCUCAAACAAAGAGACUCACGCAAACUUACGGACUGCUUUUUAUAAGACGCUCUUGGAACCUCAGAAAGACUCUGGCCAUGUUUAUAUGAUACUUCUCGCUCCUUUUUUACGUUCAAGUUUUUACUUUGUUUCACGAGAGCCUUCACAAAUUCUGAUGUACUUCAGGAAGUCUGCCUUCACCUCUCUGCCAUUGACAUCUUUCUAUAUAUAGAUUUGUCAGGAGGAAAGUUGCGGGACCCUUUUAAAUAAAGAGGUUUUGCUGAGAUAGCACAAAAUAUACCCUUCUCUUUAAUAACACACUUCUUGUCAGUUCCUACAGCGUGUUGACUGCUGAUGCUGAGGCACACUGUAGGUGACUGUUAGGACGUGUCUUGUUUAAACAACUUAAAUACACAAUUCAGCAUUUUCAGUCCUAAAACAUAAUCAAAUUUUUGUUGGAUUCUUCUCUGCAUCCAUAAGAAGGAAAUAAAUCUCUAGCACCCCCUAUAAACACUCUGGCCUGCCUUUCCCCUUCUCUGUAUUCAGGCUCCAUUUUGCACUAUAUUAGUGCAGCAUGAACAUUUACUUAUAUAGCAUUGCCAUAGAAAACUGCCUCUCUCAAAACAAGAUGAUAUACAUUCUUGUGCAAGACACGUUUGUUAUUUGAAAACAAUAGAGCGUGAUAGAGAGAGCGAGAGAACAAACGUAGCCCUUUUACAUCUGACGGAACUCACCAAUGUUUGUUUAUACAUGUUUACUGGUUACCUCUUGUUUGUGAUAAUGGGGCACAGUUGAAAAGAUUUUUGUGGACUCCACAAACACUCUGUUAUAUGUACAGUUGCAAUCAGAGAUGUGUUCCCUGAUUGACUUAAUUGCAUAUUAUUCAGCGGUUCUUUUCACCUUAGAGAUCUGGGUUGGUAAAGUUUUCCAUGUCUUUCUUCUUGGACUCAAAGGGCUCUGUGUUCACAACCCGAGCGCUUUCAACAGUAUGAUGUUUGUUUUCAAGAAUUGAUCAUCCUGCUGUGUCUAUGUAAACCUGUUCUGUUUGCAAUCUAUCUACCAUGGCUACUUAACACAAUAACAGCAUGCAAUUUCAUAGCAGCUACUUUCCAAAAACCAAAGCUGUGAUAUUGAAAGAUUCAGUUUGGCAGAAUUAUCUCUGAUUUAAAGAAAAAAAAAAACAUCUCAUUAACUCAUACAAUUCAGUUUUAUCUAACUCUGGUUUGUGCGGGCACAUUACACGUUUUUUAACGUUACAUUUUAAAAGGAAAAAGAAAAGGAAAUAGAAAAGUUAUAAUUAUCACACCAGGGAAGCCAUGAACGUGCAUGUUGUAGGUAAUCGUGCAUCAGCAGAAUUUACGAGGAUGAUAUGUGGAUUCAGAUGUGAUUGAAACGGUCAUCAGUGUCAGCAGCCAACUAAAAAGGUAUUAAAAAAGCACAAAUAAGUAGAUUAAGUCCAGUAUUCCCAGAAACCAUACAGAGAACGAACAAUGGGCACUACUGAUCUCUAAAGGCAUAUCAUGAAAUUUACUUUCAGUUAUCUACAACAUGUGAAAGGAAUGUUUACGUACUUACGUGUUUAUACUUGUUUUGUUAAUUUGUAAAUACAUGAAUGAUCUUUUAUUUAAUUAUUUCUUUAUUAUAUUUGUUCAUUUCUUUUUUACUGCACAAAAUGUUUAGUAUAAACCUCUCAAAGUGCGUCUUAGUGUGUGUGUGUUUGUGUGUGUGUGUGUGUGUGUGUGUGUGUUUGAGAGAGUGAGAGAGAAAGAGAGAGAGAGUCUACUGUUACUGAUCUUCACCGGGGCGAACCAGGUUACUGUGUGAAAAUUUUGCUUCUUUUCCUACAGGUUGUUUAUAUG
This is a messenger RNA of Xyrauchen texanus (razorback sucker), 7152 nucleotides long. Its product is annotated as thrombospondin type-1 domain-containing protein 7A. NCBI's taxonomy places the organism in Eukaryota, Metazoa, Chordata, Actinopteri, Cypriniformes, Catostomidae. Gene Ontology annotation, cellular component: plasma membrane. The transcript is spliced from 27 exons. Bases 209 to 5257 code for a protein of 1682 amino acids. Gene Ontology annotation, biological process: actin cytoskeleton organization. The record is from RefSeq and is a predicted model, not a curated record.